Colletes gigas is the source of this 1688-nucleotide messenger RNA. It is a transcript of the gene Coq6, whose product is annotated as ubiquinone biosynthesis monooxygenase COQ6, mitochondrial. The coding region runs from base 158 to 1585 and encodes 475 amino acids. The record is from RefSeq and is a predicted model, not a curated record. NCBI's taxonomy places the organism in Eukaryota, Metazoa, Arthropoda, Insecta, Hymenoptera, Colletidae. Gene Ontology annotation, biological process: ubiquinone biosynthetic process. Gene Ontology annotation, molecular function: 2-octaprenyl-6-methoxyphenol hydroxylase activity; FAD binding. The transcript is spliced from 8 exons. Gene Ontology annotation, cellular component: mitochondrion.
CUUUAAAAUCUAAAAUACAUGAUCAUCUUUCUGAUAUGAAUUAAAUUUAAUUCAUAGUUAAGUCCUUAUAAAUUCGUUGAUGUUAAAAGUCUUUUUCUCAAAGUAUCCUAUGUCAGUGAUUUAACUAUAUCUGACAUGCAAUACCAAAUCUUUAAAAAUGGCGACCUUUGUAAAUGCAAUGACAUGUUGUGGGAUUUUAAGACCAAUUUCACAACGAUGUAUAGGUUCUAAUGCGACAACAAUUAUAACAAGACAUAGAUGCGCAGCUACGCAAAACAAUGAGAAUUACGAUAUUAUUAUAACCGGCGGUGGCAUGGUUGGAACUACACUUGCGUGUGCAAUAGCAAACAAUAGAAGACUUGAAAACAAGAGCAUCCUUUUACUAGAAGGUGGCAAAAAACAUGAAUAUAAACUGCAAGAACAAUAUUCCAAUCGUGUAGUUGCUUUAAAUCAACAGACACGUACUUUGCUUUCAAGUAUAGGAGCUUGGCAACAUAUAGAAGCAACACGAUGUUGCGCAGUUCGCAAGAUGCAGGUUUGGGAUGCUUGUUCCAAUGCCAUGAUCGAAUUCAAUGAAGAUUAUUUAUCACAAGAAAUUGCUUACAUAGUUGAAAAUGAUUUAUUACUACAUGCUGUAGACAAACAAUUGGCAGAUAAAAACAAUGUGAAUGUAGUAUAUAACUCCAAAGUUGAAGCUAUUAAAUUGCCAAAACUACAAGGGGACGAUGCAGAGAUACAGUUACAAAAUGGAAAAAAAUAUAGUACCAAAUUAUUGAUAGGAGCAGAUGGUACAAAUUCAUUAGUACGAAAGUCUAUGGGUACUCAAUAUGUGAACUGGGAUUACAAUCAAUUAGGUGUAGUUGCUACUCUCAAAUUAUCAGAACCUACAGAAAAUAUUGUUGCAUGGCAGAGAUUUCUACCAACAGGACCAAUAGCACUACUCCCAUUAACAGAUUCUCUUAGUUCUCUUGUAUGGUCUCUGCCAACGGAUGAGGCAAAAAAACUUUUAAAAGUUUCAGAAGAAGAAUUUGUUGAUAGUAUAAACAAUGCUUUAUGGAAAAUCUAUCCAAAGGACGGUAUGGUCGAAAGUGGUAUGCAAGCACUUCGACAAUUACUUGAAGGUUUAUCUUUACAAACCGGCGUAAUGAGACAAUUACAACCGUCGAUAUCAGCUAUUAUAGAAGGAUCACGGGCAGCUUUUCCUUUACAGUUUGGCCAUUCGGUGUCCUAUGUUCAAACAGGAACUGUGUUAGUAGGAGAUGCAGCACACAGAGUCCAUCCAAUGGCUGGUCAAGGUGUAAAUUUAGGUUUCGGAGAUAUUACGAUAUUGGUUCAGCUACUUGCGGAAGCUGUUAUAAAUGGAGCGGUUUUAGGCGAUAUGAUGUAUCUAAAGAAAUACGAAACUUUGAGACAACGAUAUAAUGUUCCAACAAUGUUUGCUAUUGACAUGUUACAUAGGUUGUACAAAGGAACAGCGGCUCCUAUUGUCUUAGUUAGAAGUUUAGGAUUACAAUUAACAAAUGCUGUUCCAAUGAUAAAGAGAACUCUGAUAGAACAUGCUUCUGGUACAACAGUGAACCAAUAAUAUUUUUACAAUUCACACAAAUAUUUGUACAUGUAAUAAUAUAGUAUGACUAUUAUUUUUGUAAUAAAGAUUUCGAUAAUGAAUAUUUAUGAUGUAUAAUUAA